AUGACGGAAGUUGCCAAGGCUAAUCGCCUAAAGUAUUGCAAUGCACCUGCACCGGGAAAGCCACAUAGCGUUGCCGUUCCCGGUUCUGCAAGGCCUGGCUAUUCCGCUACGUACCGGCAUUACGCUGUCGGAGACGGUCCUCUUCUAGAAACUCUUGAUCCUCGGGUCAGAACUCAGCAUGAAGCCUUUGAGACUGGAUGUGCUAUAAACCCCAACUCAAACUGCUUAGGUUGGAGAGAAUAUGACCGUGCCACGAAGACAUGGGGCGCAUAUCAAUGGAUGAACUACGGCACUGUCAGGCAGAGGAGAACUGAUAUUGGCGCUGGUAUCCUUCGGCUUCACGAACUGGCCGGCCUCCCUAAUCGUCAGAUCGGUGUUGGCCUUUGGAGUCCGAAUAUGCCACAAUGGCAGCUCGUUGACCUUGCCGCAAUGGCCUAUAGCAAUUUCACUAUCUCCAUAUACGACACUCUUGGUCCCUCGACAACUGAGUACAUCAUUAACCACGGCGAGAUCCCAACUGUUGCAUCCACCGUUAAUCAUAUUCCAACCCUGUUGGGGUUGAAGGAUAAAUUGCCAUCCCUAAAGUACAUUAUUGCUAUGGACUCUAUCGAUGACGGCGAGCUACCCGGCAACCGAAAGCAGGAUCUUCUCAAUGCAUGGGCUAAAGAGAAGGGUGUUGAAAUCUUGUCGCUUCUCGAUGUUGAGGCUCUUGGACAGAAGCAUCCACGCCCACUUGCUCCUCCCUCUCCAGAUGAUAUUAUCACCAUCAACUAUACUUCAGGAACCUCUGGCGUCCCCAAGGGUGUCAUUUUGACUCACAGGAAUGCAAUUGGUGCUUUCGCAACAUCGAUGAUCUGUGCUCCCCAAACCGAUAAUUCCGUAAUGAUCAGUUACAUGCCACUAGCACACAUCUAUGAGAGAGUCUCAGAGCAGGCUGCACUGGGUGCAGGUGCUGCUAUUGGCUUCUUCCACGGAAACAUCCUUGAACUGGGAGACGAUAUCAAACUAUUGCGCCCAACUGCCUUCUGCUCCGUCCCUCGUCUUUACAACCGUUUCUAUGCUGGUAUCAAAAAUCUAACAGUCGAUGCCCCUGGCCUCAAGGGUGGCCUGUCCCGCCGUGCUGUUGACACAAAGCUCGCCAACAUGAAGUCAGGUGGUACAAACAAGCACGCUAUCUAUGACCGUAUCUGGUCAAACAAGAUCAAGGCUGGUCUUGGAUUUGACAGAGUUCAAACAAUGAUCACUGGAUCCGCCCCAAUUUCUCCAGAGGUUCUCCAAUUCCUUCGUGCUUGCUUCGCCAACGACUUCUUCCAAGGAUACGGUCUUACCGAAUCUUACGCAGUUGGGACUGUUCAAUUAUUUGGUGACUAUACCGCAGGAAACUGCGGUGCCAUUACCCCAACAAUGGAAUUCUGCCUCAUGGAUGUUCCAGAAAUGGACUACCGUUCUACGGACAAACCGUAUCCACGUGGUGAAAUUCUCCUUCGUGGAACCACCCGAUUCAGAGAGUAUUACAAGUCUCCGGAGCAAACCGCCGGAUCCAUUGACUCGGAAGGUUGGUUCCACACCGGAGACGUCGGCUCCUUCGACAACCUUGGCAGACUAUCUAUCAUCGAUCGUGUCAAGAACAUCUUGAAGCUAGCGCAAGGAGAAUAUGUUGCACCUGAGAAGAUUGAGAACGUAUACCUUGCGAACCUUAAUAUUUUCGCAAUGGCAUACUGUCACGGUGAUUCUCAACAAUCCUUCCUCGUUGGUGUUUUCGGUGUCAACCCCGACACCUUCGCUCCAUAUGCAUCCAAGAUCCUUAACAAAGAAAUUGCGGCAACUGACCUUGCCGCAAUCAAGGCAGCUUGCAGAGAGAAGGCUGUUGUUAAGGCUGUUUUGAAGGAUAUGGACAAGGUCGCUAAGAGGAGGAAGCUGACUGGUUUCGAGAGGAUAAGAAACGUCACCUUGGAUGUGGAACCAUUCAGCGUCGACAACGAAUUGCUUACUCCUACACUGAAACUGAAGAGGCCACAAACCGCUAAGAAGUUCAGGCCCGAAAUCGAUGCCAUGUACGCCGAAUCCAACGCCGAAUCACCUAUUAACGCCAAGAUCUAA
Orbilia oligospora ATCC 24927 is the source of this 2100-nucleotide messenger RNA. RefSeq lists its product as uncharacterized. Lineage: Eukaryota; Fungi; Ascomycota; Orbiliomycetes; Orbiliales; Orbiliaceae. The transcript has 3 exons. Gene Ontology annotation, biological process: long-chain fatty acid metabolic process. Gene Ontology annotation, molecular function: long-chain fatty acid-CoA ligase activity. The coding region runs from base 1 to 2100 and encodes 699 amino acids. Gene Ontology annotation, cellular component: endoplasmic reticulum; membrane. The record is from RefSeq and is a predicted model, not a curated record.